This is a messenger RNA of Patella vulgata (common limpet), 5147 nucleotides long. Its product is annotated as DNA polymerase alpha catalytic subunit. Gene Ontology annotation, cellular component: alpha DNA polymerase:primase complex. NCBI's taxonomy places the organism in Eukaryota, Metazoa, Mollusca, Gastropoda, Patellidae. The record is from RefSeq and is a predicted model, not a curated record. Bases 19 to 4500 code for a protein of 1493 amino acids. Gene Ontology annotation, biological process: DNA replication; mitotic DNA replication initiation; lagging strand elongation. The transcript has 39 exons. Gene Ontology annotation, molecular function: DNA replication origin binding; pyrimidine nucleotide binding; purine nucleotide binding.
AAAUACAAAGUGCGGGAAAUGGCUCCAGCUCCCGAAAUGGACAACACAGAUGAUCAAACACAAGCCACCGAAUCAAUAGCACAGGGCCGAUCAAGGCGUGAAAAGAAAGACAAAUCAGGAAAAUUUGCUGCUUUUGAAAAACUUAAAAGAGCAAAAGAAAGGGGAGAAAAAAAUAAAUAUGAGCUGGAAGAAGAGAAAGCUGUGUAUGAUAUUGUUGAUGAAGAUAAUUAUUCUGAAAUAGUUCGGCAGCGACAAGAAGAUGAUUGGAUUAUUGAUGAUGAUGGAGCUGGUUAUGUUGAAGAUGGACGUGAAAUAUUUGAUGAUGAUAUGGAUGAUGAUACUUUUUCUAAAAAUGAAAAGAAAAAAGAUGGUGAUAAGAAGAAAAAUAAGAAUAUUGUACGACCAGGUACAAAACCUAAAGCUAAUAUUAAAUCAAUGUUUGCAGCUGCUUCCAUGGUAACAAAGAAAAAACCAGAGAAGGAUGUGAGUUUAGCUAAUGAUGAUUUAUUAGGAGAUUUAAUGGAAGAACUACAUAAAGGUUCUUCACAAGCUAAACCUCUUCCUGUUAAAAUCAACAAAAACAAAGCAGCUUCAAAAGAAGCAUUGAACCCAUUCAGUGUGAAACCACUUCACCCCAAGAAUAUAAAACGGGAAUUAGACAACUCAAGUCAGAAAUAUGUUUCUCCCACUAUUAAAGUUAAAAAACAAUGUAAACCAGAAUCAUUUAGAACCAAACCUGAACCAGUUCGAGUUAAAAAGGAACCAGUUGAAGUUAAGCAAGAACCAACUGAGGAAGAAUCACCAAUGAUUGAAGAAUUUGAUACUAACAUGGAUGAUGAUGAUGAACUAGUCUUAAAUCAAAAUGGUCUCAAUGAUCUCAAUGAAUCAGGUAUGGAAUUAAAUGAUAUAGAUUUCAAUGAUGAAGUUGAUGAUGUAAAGCCUAUUAAUAGUAAACCAGUUAAAAAAGAAAAUACGGUCAAAUCACAGCCAGUUAUAGAAAGUAAAGAGUUUGUAUCAUCUGGUUGGGAUAGUAUACAAUCUGAUAAUACAGGUAGUGUUGUAGAUAUACAAGUUGAUUCAUCUAAAUUACCUCUAGUUACUAAUGAAGAAGGGGAACAAGUAAUGAGAUUCUAUUGGCUAGAUGCUUAUGAAGAUCCCUGGAAACAACCUGGUAUCGUGUAUCUGUUUGGUAAAGUUUGGAUUGAAUCGGCCAAGACACAUGUUAGUUGUUGCGUUACAGUCAAAAAUAUACAGAGACAUGUAUAUCUUUUACCUAGAAAAACAAGAGUAAAUACAAAGACUGGUGAAGAUACAGGUUUUGAAGUUAAUAUGGUAGAUGUCUAUACAGAAUUUAAUGAUAAAAUUUCAGAAAAACAUAAAAUUAUGAAAUUCAAGUCAAUGAAAGUUACUAAACAGUAUGCAUUUGAGAAGAUAGAAGUACCUGUAGAAUCUGAUUAUUUAGAAGUGAGAUAUGCUGCUGAUUUACCUGCACUACCCACAGAAUUAUCAGGAGAGACAUUUAGUCAUGUAUUUGGUGCCAACAAGUCUAGUUUGGAACUGAUGUUGAUAGAUAGAAAGAUGAAGGGUCCUGGAUGGUUAGAUUUAAAAUGUCCACAAUUACCCUCCGGUUCAACAAGUUGGUGUAAAGUAGAGGCUGUUGUUUCUCGGCCUGAACAUGUGACUGUUUAUAAAGAUUCCUCAUUAGACCCACCCCCACUUGUUAUUAUGUCACUUAAUCUACGUACACUACCUAACCCUAAAACACAUCAAAAUGAAAUUAUCGGUGUAGCAGGUUUAAUACAUAAUGAUUUUCACAUGGAUAAACCAGCACCUAAACAACCUCUCUUUCAACAACAUUUUUGUGUGAUAACCAAGCCAAAUGACUGUAUAUUCCCUUUUGAUUUUAAAGACAAGUUACAGAGAGAGAGUAAAAAUAUGAAGACUGAAAUGUUACCAACCGAAAGAGCGUUGUUGGCCUAUUUAUUGGCUAAAAUUCAUAAAAUUGAUCCUGAUCUUAUUGUUGGACAUGAUAUUGCUGCAUUUGAUUUGGAUGUUAUUUUACAUCGUAUUAAUGCCAACAAAAUACCCCAUUGGUCGAAAAUUGGUCGUUUAAAGAGAUCCAUUAUGCCCAAGUUAUCUAGUGGUCCUGGGCAGCGUUCUAUGGGUGAGAAAACAGCUGUAUGUGGUCGUAUGAUGUGUGAUAUACAGAUAUCAGCUAAAGAAGUUAUACGUAGCAGAAGUUAUGACCUUACAGAACUAGUACAACAUAUAUUAAAAGAUAAACGAGCAGAAGUAGACUAUGAUGAAAUUAGAAAUAUGUAUGGAUCAUCACAACAUUUAUUACAUCUGCUUGAACUGACAUUGGUUGAUUCUACCUAUAUUUUACGUAUUAUGUAUGAAUUAAAUGUUAUACCACUGGCUCUACAGAUCACAAAUAUAUGUGGUAAUAUCAUGGCACGUACGUUGAUGGGAGGAAGAUCCGAAAGAAAUGAAUAUUUAUUAUUACAUGCAUUUACAGAAAAGAAUUUCCUAGUUCCAGAUAAACAAUACAAGAAAAAAACACCAGUGCAAGCUGAAGCCGAUGAUGAAGAUUUGGAUACAACUAAAUCUAAAAAAUCACAAGGAAAACGAAAACCAGCUUAUGCAGGAGGCUUGGUCUUGGAACCGAAAAAAGGUUUUUAUGACAAGUUUAUUCUGUUGCUAGAUUUUAACAGUUUAUAUCCGUCUAUAAUACAAGAGUAUAAUAUAUGUUUUACUACUAUUAACAGAACACCAACACAACAGAAUAACACAGAAGAUGAUGAAGAAAUAAUGCCAGAAUUACCUGAUAAAGAUUUAGAACCAGGUAUUUUACCUACAGAAAUUCGUAAAUUGGUAGAAAGUCGAAAACAAGUGAAACAACUUAUGAAAACUGAUAAUUUAUCACCAGAGCAAAAAAUGCAGUAUGAUAUAAGACAGAAAGCUUUAAAAUUAACAGCUAACAGUAUGUAUGGUUGUCUUGGUUUCUCACAUUCUCGUUUCUAUGCUAAACCACUGGCUGCCAUGGUUACAGGCAAAGGAAGAGAGAUUUUACUCCACACAAGAGAUUUAGUUCAAAUGAUGAAUCUAGAAGUUAUAUAUGGUGAUACAGAUUCAAUUAUGAUAAAUACUAAUUCAACUGAUAUGGAUACAGUAUUUAAACUAGGAAAUAAGGUAAAAUCGGAAGUAAAUAAAUUAUAUAAAUUGUUAGAGAUUGAUAUAGAUGGUGUAUUUAAAUCUAUGUUAUUACUCAAGAAGAAGAAAUAUGCUGCUUUAACGGUAACUAAAAAUAAUGACGGUAGUUUUACCACAGCUCAGGAAUUAAAAGGUUUAGAUAUCGUUAGACGUGAUUGGUCAGAUUUGGCGAAAGAAGCAGGAAAUUUUGUUGUAAGCCAGAUUUUAUCUGGUGAUAGUCGUGAGUUAAUAGUAGAAAAUAUUCACACUAAGUUAAUAGAAGUAGGAGAAAAAGUCAAGAAUAAUGAAAUACCUGUAGAAUUAUAUCAUAUUACUAAGCAAUUGACAAAAAAUCCAGAGGAUUACCCAGAUAAAAAGAGUUUACCCCAUGUACAAGUAGCAUUACGUCUAAACACUAAAGGUGGAAAGAAAUUACGUGGAGGUGAUACUAUAGCUUAUGUUAUUUGUGAUGAUGGUUCUAAUUUACCUGCAUCACAAAGAGCUUAUCAUCCUGAAGAAUUAGCUAAGGUAGAGAAUCUUAAGAUAGAUGUCAAGUAUUAUCUAUCUAAUCAAGUUCAUCCAGUAGUAUCUAGAUUAUGUGAUCCUAUUGAAGGAACUGAUGCUGCCCAUUUAGCUGAAUGCUUAGGUUUAGAUCCAUCUGGCUAUCGACAAGCAUCCCAUAAUAAUCAUGAUGAAGAAGAUGCAUUGCUAGGAGAUCAGUUAACAGAAGAAGAAAGAUAUAAAGACUGUGAUAGAUUUAAAUUUAUUUGUCCUGAAGUUAACUGUGGAAAGGAGAUCAUAUUUGAUAGUGUAUUUAAUGGAACUGAAGCUUUCAUAGAAUGUUCAUUGGCUAAAUGUACUAAUUCUACAUGUCAGUCAAGUCCUAAAGAUUAUCUUCCAAGAAUACAGAAUCAACUUACUACAACAAUUAGACAACAUAUUGAAAAAUAUUAUGAGGGUUGGAUGAAAUGUGAAGAUACAGCUUGUGGUUCUAGAACGAAGAAAUUACCUCUUAUUUUUCAACGGGGUCAUCCUAUAUGUUCUGUUUGUCAGCGUGGUAUCUUACAUACAGAGUAUAGUGAUUCAGCUUUAUAUACACAGUUAUGUUAUUAUCAGUAUAUAUUUGAUCCAGAACGAGCCUUAAGUCUUCUUAGUGAAAGAGAUAGAAGUACUGCCAGAUUAAAGGUUAAGGAUUAUCUAGCAGAUUAUGCUAUUGUUAAAAGAACAGUUGAUAGAUGGAUUAAACAAAGUGCUUAUUCAGAAGUUAAUCUCAAUAAACUAUUUGACGGAUUAUUUAUUCUCAAAUAAUAAGGGAAUUCCCAAAUUAAAUAAUAAAAUUAUAAGUAUUAACAAUACCAGCAUUUAAAUGGGUUAAAAAUUGGUGUUUCAUUAAUUGUUUUAUCCAAUAAGAUAUAACCUUUUAAAGAGUGUUGUAGGAAUUUAUAAUAAAGAUCAUCUAAUGAAUUUCAAAGUUUCAUGUAUUUAUUCCUGUAGAUAUGUUAUACAUUUUAAAUCAAAACUAUUAAUAACAGAUUGUACAACAACAAUUGUUUUAGGCUUCCUUGUAUAGUUUAUUCCCAGGACUGAUUUAGUAUAAAUAAUUAAAAACGUUUUGUACAUACUUCUUUUGAAAUAGUAUACUUAUAAUGUACAUAAUAUUUAUUUUAAUUCUCAAAUAUAAAUUUAUAAACCAUAAAGAAUAUUAAUAAAUGUUUCCUUUUAUAUAUUUUUAGAAAUAACACAAACAGAAAUUUUUGUACCAUCUACAUUUGACCCAUAAUACUAUGGGAAAUAUUUUUUAAAAUUUAUCCAAAGAUAUAUAAAUAGGAGAUAAACUAAAAAUUAUUAUUUAGGCGUACAUUUUUAGGAUGAUAAUACAUGCAUGACCUCAAACAUAUUAUAAAAACUUGAUUAUUCUUUCCAGAAUGCAUUAUUGUUUAAAAACAUUUGUAAAU